This is a messenger RNA of Saccostrea echinata, 1555 nucleotides long. RefSeq lists its product as uncharacterized. The record is from RefSeq and is a predicted model, not a curated record. The coding region runs from base 161 to 1066 and encodes 301 amino acids. Lineage: Eukaryota; Metazoa; Mollusca; Bivalvia; Ostreida; Ostreidae. The transcript is spliced from 3 exons.
UACAGACAGAUAAGGGGCGUGUUAUUGGCUCUACACAGACAGUAAUCUACAUCUACAGCAAAACAGCAUUGAAGACAGGGGCUUCUAGCUUAAAAGGUGUAAAUUAAGAACUGCAGACAACAGCAUCCAAACACGUAUAUAUAUAUUUGUCUGGAAACAGAUGGCGUCAACACCCAAGAGGAGGAAGAGAAGCAAAGGAGCCUCGGCCAAUACCAGCGAUGGCCAUCAGAUUCCCCCCACUGCAGGAAUGCCGCAAGGAGACCAGGAAGAAAUGAUACGGUCCUGUAUGGCUUCAAUCCUACCAUCUAUUGAGGACUCUUUUAGGCGUUAUAUGGCUGACUAUCAUAGCAGAAGUAGCCAGACGCAGACCAAUCCUUCUACCAUCGUAGCACAGCUUGGACAGCCCCAGUCAGCGGCGUCUGAUUCAGUCCCUUCUGAGACCGUGCCAACCAACCCUCCACUGUUCCAGGAAAUUACCGCACAAGGUAACCCUUUGCCUGAACAAGCUAAAGAGGGGGACUCACACCCUGCAACAGGCCUAACAUUGGGGGUAGACAUUAAAAUAAGGGCCAAAAUCCAUGCCAACGAAUUCGUUAAAUUUGCUACCCUAUUGCCCAAUGACCUUGAUUAUGAAGAAACUGAAAAGUAUAAGUCAGUAGAUAAAGAUGGUCAGUUAAUCUUCGUUAAGACAAAUGAAAAAGGUUCAUUGAAAACAAUCAACAAGUGGAUCGAGGCCUUCCACAUAUUUGUAGCCAUUUAUGCGGAGAAAUUCCCCCAUGAAAUUGGUAAACUGAUGACCUACGCACACACUGUGCAAAAAAUCGCCGACUCUUGUGGGGAUCGAGCGGCCUUACUGUAUGACGAAAAAUUUCGGCGUUGGCGCGAAAAAGAACCUUCCUCGUGUGCAUGGGAUAAGAAAAAUAUUGAACUAUAUCAAGAAGCUUUAGUCUUGGGCCUAGACUUCAAGCUUAAAAGCAAGAAACAGCCCUUUCGUGCCCAAUCCAAGCAACAUAGCUACUGCUACUCCUACAACAAUCUUUAUGUUUACUUUGAUGUUGUCUUUUGAUAGGUAUUUUUAGUUCAAGCAUGCGCACUUGAUUUUUAUGCAUAUUAGCUAGUCGGCGCAUGCGCAUUCAUAGUCCCUUAUGUAAACAUCCACAAUAUUUUUACUGUCUGCCACCACCCUCCCCUCCACCUUCAUUUCAUUUUUACAACCAAUUGGGCAGAUGAACACCCCAUAUCACUGCUUUGUUUAGGACAUACUUUAUAUCUAGUCCUUCCAAUGGCCAAAACUUUGUUGCAUAAUAUUUUUACUAGUCCGUACAUUUCCCAGGAUACAACUGGGUGAUAGUUUUGUAAUGUUUUUGUAUGUAUAUAUAUAUGUUUUUGAUUUAUUGUCAUUUAUUGAAGGAGUGUUGUAUUUUGUACCUGUCGCAACACAUCACAUGUUCUUGAUUUUGGUGUAAUAUUCUUUUUGCGACUUUUUACAUGGUUUUAUGUUUUAUGCAGCUCUUAUGCUUUGUGCUCCUUAAUAAAUGACCAUUUUUAUUCUUUA